GAGGGAGGAGGGUGGAAACAGGGGCGGGCGGGCCGCGCCAGUCGGGAGCCGCGCCGAGCCGACCUGAGCCACGCCGAGGCGCCGAGCGCGGCGACCGACCCCCGAGCACCCAUGCUGCUGACGCUGGCCUGCGGCUCGCUCUUCUUCCCGGGGCUCUUCGCACUGUGCACCUGGGGGCUGCGCCGCGCGCGGCCCGCCUGGACCGACAGCGACUGCGUGAUGAUCAGCACCAGACUGGUUUCUUCAGUGCAGGCUGUGUUGGCCACCGGGUCGGGGAUCGUCAUCAUCCGCUCCUGUAACGACGUGAUCACGGACAGGCACUGGCUUGCCCGGGAGUACGUCUGGUUCUUGAUUCCAUACAUGAUCUAUGACUCCUACGCCAUGUACCUCUGUGAAUGGUACCGAACUGGAGACCAGAGCCGCAGACAGUCCCUCACCACUUUUCAGAGCUUCCUAAGUAAAAACCGUCUCAUGAUCACGCACCAUGCGGUCAUUCUGUUUGUCCUUGUGCCAGUGGCACAGAAGCUUAGGGGAGACCUUGGUGACUUCUUUGUUGGCUGUAUCUUCACGGCAGAACUGAGCACUCCAUUUGUGUCGCUGGGCAGAGUUCUGAUUCAGUUAAAGCAGCAGCAUACCCUUCUGUACAAAGUGAACGGAAUCCUCACACUGACCACCUUCCUCUGCUGUCGGAUCCUUCUUUUCCCUUUCAUGUACUGGUCCUAUGGCCAACAGCAGGGACUAAGCCUACUCCAAGUGCCAUUCAAUAUCCCUUUCUACUGCAACGUGGCCAAUGGCUUCCUCAUCGCUCCCCAGAUCUACUGGUUCUCUCUGCUGUGCAAAAAGGCAACACGGCUCUUUGAUGCUCCCCCAGCCCGAAAGGAUGGGUAAUUGCUCUCCGGAGUCGGGCAGUGAGGGUGCCUCCUCACACCAGCUGCCUCCUCCACUCAAUCAAUAUUCUAUGGACCAAAUUGUGCCCUGGGUGGCCUCAGCCCUUGGGGUAUUGAUAACCAGAGGGAUUUGAGUUUUUCUAAAGAAUAUUCAUAUUACCUCCCUCUUCUAACCUACCCCUUUUGCAAAAGCACUUUUUUGUUAGUAACAACUAUCGGCUUCUGUCAGAUUUCCAUUGGUAGCAAGGUGGUUUCAAUGCAAGCCCAAGGAUCCUUCCUUGGGUCUUAGCUCAAAGGUUCUGGGAGGUAGAAGCAUGGGGUAUGGAGACAGGUAGACUAGGCUGGUAAGUGUUUGGGCACCCGCCUGGCCCUAAUAUUGGUGGCUACCCACCUUUCCAACCACUCAGGGCAGUAUCCACACAUACCGGGCCAGCAGAAGCAAGACUUGGUUCUUCACGUCAGUUCUUGUGAUGUCAGCCUGGGAAAAUCACUGUGUGUAGGUAGUUUUUUAUCACUUACUAGAUAACCCAUUGGUCCCAUGACUCAUCCUGUCAUCCACGUGCCAACACUGAAUUCCUGUGUCCACUGACUUCCAUUCAGAAGUCUUGCUGGCAGCAGGGUAAGAGGUGGGGAAGGGAACCUACAGCACUUGAGUAGGCAGAGAGGCCGAUAGAUCAGCGCCUUCGUAGGCUGCCUUGGGAAGACCAGUGUCAAACGUGAGCUUGUUGUAAAGUCACAGAUGCUGUUCCUGUUUUAGCACGUUCCCUCAAGCCCAGCUUUCCCCGUAUCCACAGGCACAGGAUGCUGUUGUUACGAUAGGGGUAAAGCGAACGGUGCCUAUCAAGCUCUUUACUGGGUAACCCUGCUUUGACACUGCCCUUUCCACAUGACAUGGAAGCAGGCUUCUGUAUUCCAAACCGUGAGAUGUCUCAUCCAGGCUGCCAGAUAAACCAGAGCCUGUGUCCCAAAGCCUGUUCCUACAUGAGCAUAUGGCCACUUUGCCACAGAAGGCUGGAGAGCAAGAGCGCAACACAGCGCUGGCCAAAAUACAUCCUGUGGACUGACUCCUUCACCCGCCACUUGCAAAUAGGAUCCUCUGGUGCCAGUACUAAUCGUUCCUUAUCAACUAGGAUGGUUUUUAGAAACUGCUACCAUGAAGUGUUUUUGCAAGUGGUAGUAAAAAUCUAGAUGUUUUUAAAGUGCCUUUUAAUUCAUUGUUGUCCAUGAACUUUUAAAGUACUGGGUAUGUAACGGUGUCUCAAAUUUUGACUGUUUCAGUCUUUUAAUGGGUGCCAUUUAAAAAACCUAAAAUGCUGUAAUUUUUUUUUUUUUUUUUUUUUUUUACCAUUUUUAUUAUCGGUAUAUCUUUAUAAAUCACCCCUGUGGUGAUUAAAUUGCACUAACAUUUCCCAGCUUCUUCUCAUUUGUGAAAUACAUCAAUACUGACUUCUUUCCAGACCCA
Neofelis nebulosa (Clouded leopard) is the source of this 2349-nucleotide messenger RNA. RefSeq names its product TLC domain containing 3A (gene TLCD3A). The record is from RefSeq and is a predicted model, not a curated record. Lineage: Eukaryota; Metazoa; Chordata; Mammalia; Carnivora; Felidae. Bases 112 to 888 code for a protein of 258 amino acids. Gene Ontology annotation, cellular component: membrane; endoplasmic reticulum. Gene Ontology annotation, biological process: lipid homeostasis. The transcript has 5 exons.